CGCUCUUACCGCAGCACAAAACCCGACAUUAGGGCUCAGUAGAACCUCCGGAACUGAAAAGACGACAACUUUAUCAUCUAGUCCAAUGGCGGAUUCAACGCCAGCGCCGGAAACAACCGCGGCGGCCGCCAGCCACACUUCCGAUGUCCAUCAGCCUGAACCAGAAUCUCGACCCCCCCAACCCGAUCCAUCUUCCACAUCGCUUCCCCCAUUUCCAAACCCUACCCCUAGCGGCCCUCUCCCUCCUCCUCUACCGGCGAUGCAGCCUUCCUUCCGCCCUGCUGGCGCUCUAUUUCCAUUGCCUACCGGCGCCGCUGCCCCGCAAUUCUCACAUGUUCCGUAUCAAGCUCCUGCCUUUCCACCUCCGGGAGUGGUACCGGCUCCUGCGCCUCCUUACGUCAUGGCCGGUCAGCCUAUGAGAUACGGGCCACCUAUGUCGAAUGGCUACCCUGGUAUGCCCCACCAAGGUGCAAUGCCUCCCGGGGUACCUCAUUAUCCUUCUCCUUAUGCACAAAUGCUUCGGCCAGCAUUUCCUUCGCGUCCUUUGGUUGGUGUUAUGCCACCAUUGGCACGCCCUCCAGUUAUUGGAAUUCGUGGUCCAAUUGUUCCUCCUGUUGUUAGACCCAUUACACCAAAUGCCACAUCUGCAGAGGAUCCACAGACGACUGUUUAUGUUGGGAAGAUAUCAUCAACCGUGGAAAAUGAUUUCAUGCUGUCUCUCCUGCAGCUCUGUGGGCCUGUAAAGAAUUGGAAACGCCCACAAGACCCCACCGGAACUUUAAAAGGUUUUGGAUUUUGUGAAUUUGAGUCUGCUGAAGGAGUUCUUCGGGCAUUGCGACUACUUAAUAAGCUAAGAGUUGAUGGACAGGAGUUGUUGUUAAAUGUUAAUCAAACAACUCGGAAAUAUCUUGAGCGUUAUGUAGACAAAAAGAUCGAAGGUUCUAAGGCCAAGGAAUCUGCAACUGAUGGUUCUGACAAAGAGGAAGAAAGAGAGUCGAGCAUUGAUACUGAAAAAAUUGUUAAGUCGACUGAAGAGUCUCUAAAGCCUUCAUCAGAUGAACCAAAAAAGGAUAACAGUGAGAUGAAUAAGGAAAAUCCUGAUGCUGGCAGUUUUGGCCUUGUAACUGAUGAAGACAGGGAUGCAGAUCGUGAUGCUUCUGAGAAGCUCACAGGUAUGAUAGAGGAACGGCUUAAGAACAAACCACUUCCUCCUCCACCCCCAUCCCCACAAACACUUAUUGAUGGACCUGGAAAGUCAAACUCGGAGCAACCUUCUGGGUCAAAGGAUAGGGAAUCAGAAGAUGGGGUGAAAAACGACACAGAAGACAAAAAUGAGGAUGAUAAGACUGCUGAGAGCAAACCGUCUAGUGAACCUGAUAGAGCUGGAACAGGUUCUCCCGAUAGGAGCAGAAGACAUGAUAGGAUCAGGGAUCGAGACCGUGACCCAAGACGAGAAAGAGAAAGGGAACUUGAAAGAUACGAGAGAGAGCGGGAGCAUGACCGAGCAAAGAGGGAGAAAGAUAGAGAAAAUAGGAGUCGCGAAGAUGAACGGAGGUAUAAAGCGCGUGAAAAAGAGUGGGAGUCGAGAGAAAAAGAGAAGGAGCAUUGGCGGAAGAGAGAGCGAGAAAGAGAGAAAGAUAGGGCUUAUGAAAGGAAAUGGGAAGUUAUGGACCAAGAACGUGAUGGUGAUGAUGGAUAUGGAAAGAAGAGGAAAUACAAGGUAAGUGAUGAAGAGAGGAAAAGAAGACAGAGGGAGAAGGAAGAGGACCUGGCUGACAGAGUGAGAGAGGAGGAAGAAAUUGCAGAAGCUAAAUUAAGAGCUGAAGAAGAACAGAAGAAACAGCUGGAGGCUCAGAAAGCAGAAAGUAUUCCACCAGCUAAUGGAUUUGAGAAAGCUAUCUUGCCAAAUGAAAUUGAUACUGAAAACCAGGGUAAGGCUGAUCAGACCGUUGAGCUCAAACCAAGUCCCGAGACUUAUGAAGUUACAGCUGAAGGGAUUCUGCAGAAUGGCACCAGGGAUUUAUCUAAUUCUGCUUCAGACAUUCGGCAAAAUAACAAUGCGCCAACAAAAAAGUUGGGGUUCGGGCUUUCAGGGUCGGGAAAGCGAGCUACUGUACCUUCAUUUUUUAACGAGGACGAGGAUGAGGAUGCACACAAGGAAAAGAAGAUGAGACCUCUAGUCCCAAUUGAUUACUCAACUGAGGAACAGGAAGCUAUUCAAUCUUCCAUGUCUGAAGCCCCAUCAUCUAAUAUGGCUGCCGCAGCAGAAUUUGUGAAGCGUAUUUCAACUGUUAAUCCAAGAGAACUUGAUGGAGAAAAAGACAAAAGUAGGCGUUCUCAUGAGAGAUCUGGCCAGCGUGACCGUGAUAGACAUGAGGAAGAGAACAAUAGCAUCCGUGAGGAGAGCAGAAGAGAUCAUUUUGAAAGAGAAAGAUCAAAUAAAACAAAGACCCCAGAAAACCAGAAGCUUCUGGAUGCUAAGCAGUUGAUUGACACUAUCCCAAAGACCAAAGAUGAGCUGUUCUCCUAUGAGAUCAACUGGGCGAUCUAUGAUCAGAAUGUGCUGCAUGAAAGAAUGAGACCAUGGGUGUCAAAGAAGAUAACAGACUUUUUGGGUGAGGAAGAGGUCACACUUGUGGACUAUAUUGUUUCUAGCACUCAGGAGCAUGUAGAGGCAGGUGAGAUGCUUGAGAGGCUCCAAACUAUCUUGGAUGAUGAAGCUGAAAUGUUUGUGCUCAAGAUGUGGAGAAUGCUUAUUUUUGAGAUCAAGAAGGUAGAGACUGGCCUGACUCCAAAGCCCAGGGCCUGAGUGAAGACGAAUACUAUAACCUCAUAUUAGAGAUGGAAUAAUAAUUGUGAUUUUCAGUAUUUUUACCUUUGAUGCAGUUUCUUAAUAAACCAAAAUGGUGUGUAAUCAAAGAAAAGGAAAACCAUAAUUUUACCAUUA
Salvia splendens (bonfire salvia) is the source of this 2947-nucleotide messenger RNA. RefSeq names its product RNA-binding protein 25. NCBI's taxonomy places the organism in Eukaryota, Viridiplantae, Streptophyta, Magnoliopsida, Lamiales, Lamiaceae. The transcript has 7 exons. The record is from RefSeq and is a predicted model, not a curated record. Gene Ontology annotation, molecular function: RNA binding. The coding region runs from base 86 to 2809 and encodes 907 amino acids.